This is a messenger RNA of Acanthamoeba castellanii str. Neff, 2130 nucleotides long. RefSeq lists its product as uncharacterized. Gene Ontology annotation, molecular function: calcium ion binding; protein phosphatase regulator activity; protein phosphatase binding. NCBI's taxonomy places the organism in Eukaryota, Discosea, Longamoebia, Acanthamoebidae. The transcript has 11 exons. The record is from RefSeq and is a predicted model, not a curated record. The coding region runs from base 1 to 2130 and encodes 709 amino acids.
AUGGCGAGAAACGACGAGGUCGACAUGGAAAAUGAACUUCUCGAUCUGUCGAAGGAGACUACCUAUGCCGAAAAGGUUGAGCUUUUGGGCAAGCUCUUGGAUUCCGAGAGCACCCUCUUCUCCAAGAAAAUGCGCGAUUGGCUCGUGAAGGACGAUGCUCUCAAGGUCCUGAUCCACUACGUCACACGACCGGCGAAGACGGAGGGUCAGCAGGAAGCCACCGACAACGGGCUCCCUUUUACGAUUUUGAACUCAGAAGAGUACAUCAUCUCCUCCAACAAGCGCCGAGACGCUCUCCUCGCCUCUGAGGCUGAGAAGAAGGAGCUGCGCGAGUUGCAGAAGCAGAAUGGUGAAGAAGAUUCGCUUGAAGAUGAGGAUGAGGACGACGAUUUUGCGUUCUCCAAGGAGGCUAAGCGUGCCGACAAGGCCGCCGAAGUGUUCGUCUACCAGGCUGGCUCGCUGCCGCAGGACUUCAUCGACAAGAACCUCGAAGAUAUUGUGAAGGAGAUCUUCGCCAUUUUCGAUAUUAAUGCGGAGGGCGACUUCGACAAUUUUGACAAGAUGUUCGCCUCGCUGUUGGGUCCCUAUGGAAGCAAGGUCUUCAACGUUUUCAACAAGAACCGAAAGCUUAUUCUCCACCUGCUUAACUACCUUCACGAUCCGGCUAUCAGUGAAACGCUGAUGGGCGUUAUCAAGGCCACGCUCCCCGAUCAGGUUCUGAUGAACUUUUACAACGCCCUCAACGAAGACGGUUUCUGGGAGACGCUGGGACAAAAGAUCUACGGCCCUGGCGCGGAGUCGUCAUUCGAGGAUGCUUCUGCUUUCUUCAACCGCCUCGUGGACCUUUGCUCGACGCAGAACAACGCCGAUGUGUUGUUCCUGCACCUGAGCCAGGACAUGGGCUUCCUCGAUGGCCUCGUAGACUGCAUCUCCAACAACUCCGGAAAUCUGCCUGCCGAGCAACAGAUCGCCGCCAUUAACGCGCUGCGAGCGCUUCUGCUGAAGAGCGGCGAGCAGCUUUACGACACUUCUCUCGAAGCCUACACCCCCACGCCCGUGCCCAACAUGCUCUCCGGCAUUCAUGAGGACCUCCACAACCACUUGAAGACCAGGGCCGGCUCUCUCGCACAGAGGCUUGUCGACGAUGCCAAGCAGCCCAAGAAGAAGGCGGACGAGGCUGUAUUUUCUACCUACAGGGUCGCUUCUCGCUUCACGAUCCACAGAGUCCACCUUCUGGAGGUGCUUGCGGAGCUGACGCAGCAGAACCCUCAGGAAGUGCUGGACAGCUUCACCGCCCCUCUGUGGAAGGUCCUGUCCGACUGGCUCUUUGAGCACCGGUUCAACAACAUCUACCACGACCUGUUCCACAAACUGUUCAGGACCGUCAUCAGGAUCAACCACGUCGAGUCGAUGAAGGCCCUCUUCUCGAAACACAAGUUCAUCACCCGAAUGAUCGAGCACUACAAGACCACCAGCAGCAAGGACUCGGGCCUGCGCAGCUACAUCAUCCUGAUGGGCAACUAUGUGCGCCUGACAGCCGACGCGCAGCCACCAUCCGAGUACCUCAAGUCUUUCCUCACCUCCCACGUCCAGUGGAAGGAAUUCGUGCCAUUGCUCAAGGAUGACACCGUCAAGCAGUUCGUGACGGCGUUCCCCGCUCCCUCGGGCGGCCACCCCAUCUCGCUGAGCCCGUUCGCCAGCGCCGAGACGUUCGGUCUCCCAUCACCGAAGACGACAUCGACGUCGACCUCGGGUCGGAACGCCAACAACCUGGGCCUGGAGGACGCUUCCGUGUAUGUUGAAACGAAGAAGAAGAGGAAGCGGAAAAGGAAGUCGAAGAGCAAGAAGGCCGGCGAGGAUAAGGGCGAGAACGCGGAGGGCGAAGGGGAGGAGGGCGACGGCGACGACAGCGACGGAUCGGACGACGAGGAGGAUGAAGACGAAGAGGCUCCCGCGCUCGAGGAGGAGCCCCCCGCGCUCGACGACGAGACGCCAAACGACGGCGCCGAGUCGCCAUCAAACGCCGACGCGGCCGCCGAGCAGAACAGCUCCGUCGUCGAGGAGGGCAAGAGUGACGACGCUGCUGCCGCUUCGACCGAGUCUGCCGCCGAGAGCCAGGCCUCUGCUUGA